UACAAAGCCAACAGACUAGAACUACAUCACAGCCAUUGUGUGCAAUAUCACUGGAAAAUAGUACAAGUUACGAUGGUUGAGGCAGUCGAGAAGAAGCAUGUGUUAAUGAUAGAUAAUUAUGAUUCUUUCACUUGGAAUUUAUAUCAAUACUUACAUCAAUCACCAUUAUGUGCUAAAGUAGAUGUUAUUCGUAAUGAUGAGGUUGAUAUUGAAACCAUUGAAAAUCAAAUAAAACCUGAUGUAAUAUUUAUUUCUCCUGGUCCUGGUCAUCCUAAAACUGAUUCUGGUAUUUCUAGAGAUGCUAUUAAUUAUUUUAAAGGUAAAUUACCUAUAUUUGGUGUAUGUAUGGGACUUCAAUGUAUUUUUGAAGUAUUUGGUGGUGAUGUAAAAUAUGCUGGAGAAAUUGUUCAUGGUAAAACAACUACUAUUAAACAUGAUGGUAAAAGUAUGUUUGCUGAUGUUCCACAAUCGGUUGCUGUUACUAGAUAUCAUUCAUUAGCUGGAUCUCCUCAAACUUUACCAGAUUGUUUAGAAGUUAGUGCAAGAACUGAAACUUCACCAGAAAUUAUUAUGGGAGUUAGACAUAAAGAAUAUACUAUUGAAGGUGUACAAUUCCAUCCAGAAUCAAUUUUAACUGAAUCAGGACAUUUAAUGAUUGAUAAUUUAUUAAGAGUUAAUGGUGGUACUUGGGAAGAAAGUAAUAAUACUUUAAAGAGAACUAAGAGUAAACAAGAAAGUAUAUUAACAAAAAUAUAUAAGCAACGUCAAUCAGAUUACGAAAUUAUUGAAAAAAUCCCUGGAAAGUCUUUUGAAGAUUUACAAACAACAUAUUCCUUAGGUUUGGCUCCUCCUUUAAUUAAUUUCUAUGAAAGAUUAAAGUAUACUCAAUCUGAUUUAAAACAAACCAUCAUCUUAUCAGAAUUUAAGAGAGCUUCUCCAUCCAAGGGAGAUAUAAAUAUAUCUGCACAUCCUGCCAAACAAGCAUUAACUUAUGCCAAGAAUGGAUGCUCUACAGUUUCUGUUUUAACUGAACCAAAAUGGUUUAAAGGUAGUUUGGAUGAUUUAUCAUUAAUUAGAAAGAUUAUUGAUACACCAGUUGGUGAAACUUAUAAAAGACCUGCUGUGUUGAGAAAAGAAUUCAUUUUUAAUAAGUAUCAAAUACUAGAAGCUAGAUUAGCUGGGGCAGAUACGGUGCUAUUGAUUGUAAAAAUGCUUGAUAAUUUCAUAUUAUUACAAGAACUUUAUGAGUAUUCAUUAUCAUUAGGUAUGGUUCCAUUAGUUGAAGUUAACGAUAAACCAGAAUUGGAUCAAGCCUUAAAAUUAUCAUAUAAGGGAUCUAAUGAAGAACCUUUAGUUAUUGGUGUUAAUAACAGAAAUUUAUCUACUUUUGAUGUUGAUCUUAAUACUACUACUUCAUUAGUUCAAGAUGCCAAAGUAAACAAUGGUAGAAAAGGUGAUGUAUUAGUAUUAGCCUUAUCUGGAAUUACAUCCGUAGAUGAUGUUAAACACUACAAAUAUAAUGAUAAUGUCGACGGAUUUUUAAUUGGAGAAAGCUUAAUGAGAGCCGAAGAAAAGGGCCAAGCUGGUCAAUUAUUACAUGACUUAACUACUUGUUAAUUAUCUAUAGAUCCAUUGUAAAUAGAGAUUCAUAAACAAUAAACAAUACAUAAUUCAUAAUUCAUAAAGAUAUGAUUCAUAAAGAUAUGAUUCAUCCACGUGAUAUAUACUCAAUAGUAAAGUCUCCCUAAUAUAAUAAUACAUACAUAUAUAACUACAAACACUGUAUGGGC
Molecule: messenger RNA, 1790 nt
Organism: Scheffersomyces amazonensis
Lineage: Eukaryota; Fungi; Ascomycota; Pichiomycetes; Serinales; Debaryomycetaceae
Gene: TRP3
Product: bifunctional anthranilate synthase/indole-3-glycerol-phosphate synthase
Exons: 1
Coding region: 73-1617 (514 amino acids)
Biological process (GO): L-tryptophan biosynthetic process
Cellular component (GO): cytosol
Molecular function (GO): anthranilate synthase activity; indole-3-glycerol-phosphate synthase activity
Source: RefSeq, a predicted model, not a curated record